Messenger RNA from Centropristis striata (black sea bass), 4893 nucleotides. RefSeq names its product EF-hand domain family, member D1 (gene efhd1). The record is from RefSeq and is a predicted model, not a curated record. The transcript has 4 exons. Gene Ontology annotation, molecular function: calcium ion binding. The coding region runs from base 489 to 1265 and encodes 258 amino acids. NCBI's taxonomy places the organism in Eukaryota, Metazoa, Chordata, Actinopteri, Perciformes, Serranidae.
AAAUGUGAAAGGAAAUAGUGAAAGGGAUACUGGUAACCUGUUUAAUUUUUUGUGUGAAUAUAAUUCAAUUCAUCCUAUUUCCAUGUUGUUUUACUGUAGGCUAUCACCUUAUUAUGAAAACCGGAUGCAGUCACGUAUACCCUUACGCUAACUUUGUGAAGUCCACGUUAGCUCGACGUUUGAAUGCAGUUUUCACGAAUGACAGAAUGUGGUGGCACCUUUAUAUACUGCUGCAAUAUUAGUUUCGGCGGAUCAUCCAACGGGUAUGCGAGUGUCGGCUGACUUCACAUCAGAAAGCAUCCCCCAAGUACAAUUGUUGGGAUGACCGUCUUAUUUUGAAAAAGUGCGACCGGAAGCACUGUUUUCUCCGUUGUCAACGGGUCACAGACGGUUUAAUUUGACCGUUGUACUUGGGUAUUUUUGAACGGCUAAAAAGGCCGUCAUAUUCUCCCUGAUAGCCUCAGUUGGUACAGCGUGGUACUCUCAACAUGGCAUCCGAAGAGCUGGCGAGGAAGCUGCAGUCGCGCCUGGCCGCUACGCAGGAGGCUACGCAGGAGGCUGAGCCGGGGCCGGAGCCCGAACGGAGCCCGGUCCGAGCCACACAGAGCCCUGUCCGAGCCACACAGAGCCCGGUCCGACCCAAACAGAGCCCGGUCCGACCCACACAGCAAGAGGCCGAGGCAGCCUGCGGCGACUCGUCCGUCGAAUUAUCCGCCAAACUGAGCCGCAGACAGGACAUCAACGAGGGCAACGCUGCUCCUCGACUGAGCCGCGUCUUCAACCCGUACACGGAGUUCAAGGAGUUCUCCCGCAAGCAGAUUAAGGACAUGGAGAUGAUGUUCAAACGGUAUGACACUGGUAGAGACGGCUUCAUCGACCUAAUGGAGUUAAAGCUGAUGAUGGAGAAGCUCGGAGCUCCACAGACCCACCUGGGCCUGAAGAACAUGAUCAAAGAGGUGGACGAAGACUUUGAUAGCAAGCUGAGCUUCAGAGAGUUCCUGCUGAUCUUCCGGAGAGCAGCAGCUGGAGAGCUGCAGGAGGAGAGUGGUCUUAUGGCUCUGGCCCGGCUGUCUGAGAUCAACGUCUCUACUGAGGGAGUGAUGGGGGCCAAAGACUUCUUUGAAGCCAAGAUGCAGGCUCUGUCCGUUGGCAGCAAGUUUGAGGCUGAGAUUCGAGAGGAAAAAGAAGAACGCAAGCGACAGGAAGAGGAUAAAAAACAGAGACAAGCCGCCUUCAAGCAGCUGCAGUCCGCCUUCUGCUCAUGACUCUCCACUGAAACAGAUCCUGACCUGCACCACCAGUGUCACAGAGAUUUUUAAGAAUAGCAUCUCAUUCCACUUAAUGUUUAAUUAAUGGCAUUAUUCAGAAUUAGGGACGUAAUAACAAAAAUAAAACGAUGCAUUUAAGUAAGUACUAAAAUACUUGAAAAUACCUCAUAACAUGUCACAGGCACGGUUAAUUUAUUCCAGGCUUUCUGCAGCUCUUCCACAGGAAACAAGGCAAAAACACGACUUCAGAUGCGUAAGGAAUAUUUAGAGAAUCAUAGAUUUAUUGUACAUUUCUGUGGAUUUUUUCUUUGUGUCCCUCUAUACAAGAACAGGGAAUUGUACUUGUUCAGGCAAAGUUAAGCUGUGUUCAGUAUGUCCUGCAAAUGUUGUAUGUGAAACGUUUUUUUUAAUGUCAUGUUACAGUUUAGUCACGUGAUCUUAUGAUCCUCACGUUGUUAACACUGUUACAAUGGUUGUAAUUAAAUGGACACCUCCUCUACAACCUGCAAUGUAAUAGAAAUGGUACAGUUAAAGACAAUGUGAAUAACUAUCAUAACAAUUUAAUAAUAGCACAUUUUAAUACGGCGUAGCUUGGAAACAUUUGCUGGCCUAAAAUGAAGCCUUACGCACUUUUGGCCACUAAAUAUCUCUCUACCACUCUGGGCUCAGUUGACUGAUCCAGCACUAAACAAGCUGUGCUCUCACAGCUUCCAUUAAAUAGUGGACAGUAAAGUUGUCAGAAAGGUAAUGAUACUUGGAUACCUUUUUUUUAUACCACGUGUUUUAAAGGAUACAUUCUCUGCUAAUUAAACAUUCAGUAGUAUGGAAAGUACCUAAACUUAAAAAUAACACAUCUGCGGUCAGACUUUCAACUCAAGGCUGCAGGAAUAAAACCAACUGGUGCUCAGCUUGUGGCUGUUCCAGCACUUUCUCCAUCACCUAACCCAGCAUGUGCCUGGAGACAGGUGCACAAGCAGACAGCAUUACAUGAGACAACUGGAUCCUAUUUUGGAUGCCUGAUAAUUUUUUCUUUUUGCACUGGUAUGAAAGGUAUUCUACUAAAGCUUAAAAUGCUGGUAUCAUGACGAGCAAUUAAAAUUAUCUGGAGCAGAUUUUGAUAAUGAUUUGAUGCACAAAAGGUACACUCCCUGAUUCUGAUAUGGUGCCCAAAAUCCCCAGAUUACCACUAAAACUCAACUGUGAAAACUCAAAAUCAGGGAGGUUACCUUUGAAGGAAAGGUUCAAAUUAUGAGGAAAUUACCAUUUUAUUUGCUUCCUUUCUGAGAUUGAGAUGACAGAAGAAGACAGACAAUGACAGACACGUCUCAUUUCUGUGUGUUAAGUACUCAGCUGUGGUUAGCCUAGAUAGCCCAAGACUGGGAGCAAGACAUUUUCUUAUUUGCACUUACAUGCUAUAAGUUUAUGGUUUCAUAUCUAUAGUUCCAUAGCACCUCAAACCACAACUUUUUAUUCCACAUUUCUGUUUAUGUAUAGAUGAAGUUAACGAGCCAUAACAUGUUAAUCAGUGUGUUUCAGAGGGUUUUUUAGAGCCAGGCUAGCUGUUUUUCCCAAUGCACACAGGCUUUAUGCUAAACUAGUUCAGAAAGAAAGCAAAUAAACAUUUUCCCAAAAAUGUUAAACAAUUGAUGUAAAUGUGUAUUUGAUGUCUAAGUCCAACAACAGCAGACUGAAUUUAAAAUGUAUUAGUAAAAGCACAUGAUGGAGGGACAGCUUCUGUUUAAGCAUGCUUACCUGUUGUACCAGGGUUCUGGCUUGUGAUUCUGUUUUUAGGAUCUGAUUUCUCAUAACCCCACCAUUUGCACAGUUGAGUUAUGUGAGUUUGAGUACUAUGGUGUAGUUUAAUAUUGUUUUUAAAGAGCAUGCAAUACAUGCAGUGCAAGUGUUUUAAAUGCACAUGUAAGUGCACAUGUUUAAAAUCAAUUUAGCUUGUUUUCUAUGUAAAUUGAUAUUAGAAAUAUCCUGCAGCUCUGUAUGCAUAAGAAUGGACUGAAGCAAGAUGUGAGCCUUAAGGUUGAGAGUCUUGGGGAGAUAGCAGUCAGGCCAUAGACAGGUUAUCUUAACUGUAAGCAUGAUAAUGAUCCUUUGUCUCAUUCAACACUAGAUGCAAUUGUUUUCUAUGUGACAUAGUUUUGAUUGUCUUUGGAGCAAAGCCCUUUGGAAUCUCUGUGGAACUACAAAAAUAAAUGAAUGGUCAGCAAAAAAAGACAAGUCAAAACUUCCAAAACACUACAUUCCCCAUAAUGCAAUGGCUACAAUCUGGACCACACGCUUUGUUUGUUGAUUAAUGUUGUUUAUAUGGUUUUACAUAAUUAAAUGAAAAACUGGAAGAAAAUGUUUUUAAACUUUAUUUACAGAAUGCAAAUGUGCAAAAGCUUUUGCUUUCUACUGUUAACUUGUAGUCAACAAGCCCAAUGACAUCAUUAUGAUGUCAUCAGGGUCAUUGUCUCUCCCCAGACCUUCAGAAGACAUACAAUUGUUUUCACAGGCAAAAAAAUACUAAUGUACUGCUGUGUAAAAUCAGUGAGGUGCAUUUAACAUUUGAACAUUUGGUCAUUCAUAUGCAUACUUUGCUUAAUCUGUCCACUGUCCACUUCAGUUUUGUAUCUGUGACUCAAACCUUUUUAUACUUAUGUGAACAGUAUCCCAUUCCAUAGCCCAUACACCAGAGUCUGUUAGGAUUAACUGUAUAGGCUUUCCCUCAGCCCUUCCCCUGAAAAGAUGUUCAGCUGUGAGUUGCUAUGGUGAUGCUCAUUCACAGCAUGCCAAAAUCUCCGACAUGUAGCAAUUCUCAGACGGUGUUUAUAGACUUGGACUGGCCACCUAGAGCACAAGUGGCCCACCAGGAGUUUUCCUGGUGGGCCGCUUGACAAAUGGGCCAAUGCCAUGCAAAAUAUACAUAUAAAAAAUUGGAAAUGACACCUCCAAGUCAGAAAAAUAAUUACUUCUUCAUGAUGUGGUCUCAGGAAUUUCUAAAAUCUAUCUACAGCUUUGUACUAUAAUAAAGCGGGGUGGUGGAUGUGUUACCGGCUGAUCAUUGAACCACCUUGUCACAAAACCUCAGAGCUCAGUUCACUGUAUAUCAAGUCAAACAUGUAAAUAUGUGUGGUUAGUAACAGAGACACCAAGAGCUCAGAGUGUAUAACAAGUGCUCCUUCACUUUGCUAUGCAGCUUUGUGAUUAGCGUUAGCUGACAAAUGGGGUUUGUGAUACUGAAAGGUCAAAAGCUCAAUAUUUUGAGAAUGACGCUUAUCAGCUUUCUUUCAGAGAGCGAGAGGAGGAUAUGGAAAUGUUUGCAUGUUAAGUACAGAGCUGGAGACAUGAUGUAGUUGGCUUAGUUCAGUUUAAAGACAGGGAAAAGGGGAAACUGCUCGUUCGGCUCUGUUCAAACUGGGAAAAAAAAUACAACUACCAACACCUGUAAAGCUCACUGGAACUGGACUGGACUAUUUGCAUUCCAGACAAACAUGCUUCACCGAAUUGUUGGGCAGAAGAAUCACAGUUCCACCAUGCAAGUGCCCUGAAAACUACAAAUCUACAAAUUGUUGUUUUACAAUUCAUAUUAUAUACAGAUUAAGAAACAAGAUAUUGGCAUGCAAAUUAAUGA